Messenger RNA from Sorex fumeus (smoky shrew), 6417 nucleotides. It is a transcript of the gene SPAG17, whose product is annotated as sperm associated antigen 17. Lineage: Eukaryota; Metazoa; Chordata; Mammalia; Eulipotyphla; Soricidae. Gene Ontology annotation, cellular component: axonemal central apparatus. Gene Ontology annotation, biological process: epithelial cilium movement involved in extracellular fluid movement; axonemal central apparatus assembly. The transcript is spliced from 47 exons. The coding region runs from base 1 to 6417 and encodes 2138 amino acids. The record is from RefSeq and is a predicted model, not a curated record.
AUGGCACCCAAGAAAGAGAAAGGCGGGACGGCGAAUGCCGGCCCCAAGCUCUGGGAACCGUCGCUCAUCGCUGCACAGUUCAACCAGGCCGAUUGGAAGGGCUCCGUCGCUUUUGUGGUUGGGAACCAGGUGGAGGAUGACCUUCUCAUCAGCGCCCUCCUCCAGGCUGUGGAACUUCCUCAACGGAAACUCUUCAGCGUGGUAUCCUGGAAAGAACUUCUCCAGCAGAUCAAUGAAGCACAUCCACUUCCUGGAGCCACGGGAAAAGCAAAGGGAAAGAAACCUGUAAUCAGUGGACCUUUAUAUUAUGAGGUGCUCAUGGCAGCGAAAGCAAUCAUGGACAAUGGUGAGAAAUUAACUUUGCCGCUGAUAGGAAAACUCCUGAAAUUCCAGCUUCUCCACAUUAAGGCCAAGGACCAACAGCGACGGGAAAAUGAAAAGAAGGUGAUCGAUGACCGGCUUAAGGUGGAGAAAGAUAAAGGGAAAGCAAAAUCUCCCAAGGAGAAGAAGGCCUCAAAUACCAAUAGCAAGUUGGGCAAAGGAGGAAAGGGAAAGGAACCCCCCGAGGCAAGCUUCACAGUGAAAAAGAACACCCAGUUAAAGCGGAGAGGAGAAGAGGAUGAAGGCAAGGCUUACAUUGAUGAUGAGCCAGAUGAUGGUGCUCAACAUUACAUUAUCGUCGUGGGCUUCACGAAUCCUCAGCUAUUAGCGAUUAUGACUGAGCUUGGCAUUCCCAUAAGCAGUGUGAUUAAAAUAUCUUCAGAGAAUUACGAGCCUCUUCGGACACACCUGGCAGUAGUUGGCCAGCAGCAGGAAGCUCUCGCUCAUCCCAAAGAUGUAGAAGCUGAAAACUUGAAGAAAAUUAGUGCCAAAAAAGAACUUGAAAUUUUCUGGAAGUACUUGGAACCAAUCUUGAAUAACGAGAAGCCUGAAACAAAUCUCUUUGAUGUUGCCCAGCUUCACUACAUAGUCAAGGAAGAUGACUUUCCUUCCGACUGGUCAAACAACGAAAUGAUGUUGGAGUUGGGCACCAUUAUUUUUGAAAACAUUGCCUGUUUGAUGUAUGACUGCCUGGAUUGGAAAAGGCAGCACCAGCACUAUCUGGAAAGCAUGGAACUUAUUUAUGUCCCACAAGUGUUCCACGAGAGACCUGCCUUAGAAGCCAUGUUCGUUUCUGAGGUAUGCAUGUGCCCAAGUGUCCCUAUCCCUGCAAAGAAGAAGCCACAAACUGAAGAUCAAGUUCCACCAUCAGUGUCUUUUGUGGGCACCACCUUUGAAGUAGACAUGAGAUAUUACAAUGACUUGUUGAACAUGAUUCCAGAGGAAUUUAUUUCUGUGCCCCUAAUACUCCACUGUAUGCUGGAACAGGUUGUGGCAACUGAAGAAGAUACUCUCCCCCCUAGUCUGGCCCCACCACCUUCCAGAGCAGAUGGGUUGGACCAAAGAAUCGCAUCCCACAUUGUGUCCAUUUUGCCCUCUCUUUGCCUCACUGAGAAGCAGAGAAAGAACCUCCACAAAAUAUUCCUAUGUGAAGAAGAGGAAAGCAAGGCUGUGCACACUGGCCCCCUCCUACUGAACUAUCACGAUGUUCAUGCCCAUAAGAAGUAUGCCUUGAAGGACCAAAAGAUUUUCGACCCAAUUCAAAUUGAGGAGGAGAUGCUGUCCAAGUUGCCACUGUGGGAAUUCCUCAAUUUUCCACUGCCCCGUCCAGGGAACAGCACGAAACGUCUCGCUACAAUUCAUGAGCUCAUGCACUUUUGUACAAAUGAAGUCUUGAGUUGGAAUGAAGUAGAACGAGCCUUCAAAGUGUUUACCUUUGAGAGCCUAAAACUCUCCGAGGUGGAUGAAGAAGGGAUCUUAAAGCCCGCUAAAAUGAUUUUUGGUACCAAUUCUGAGAUGUUCGACAUACCAUGGGACAAUCCAGCUAAAUUUGCCAAACAUAUAAGGCAAAAAUACACCGCAAAAAUGAAAGCCCAUGAGUUGAAGCAGCAAACAGACCAGAAUGAGUUCAAAGAUGAAACCGUCACAAAGGCUGAUCCUCUUGAAAAGAAACCCAAGAAAAUGACUGUGGAAGCAGUUUUAGAGGAUAUAAAGAAAACACAGCAACGAAAUCUAGCUGACUGGAGUUUUACUGAACACUUUAAACCGAAAGUGCUGCUUCAGGUUCUCCAAGAAGCGAAUCAGCAAUAUAAGUGUAUUGAUUCAUAUUACCAUACCCAAGACAACUCUUUACUAUUAGUCUUUCAUAAUCCAAUGAAUAUGAAGCGUAUGCAUUGUGAAAAAUGGAAAGCGGCUCUUCAUUCCAAUGUUGGAUUCAGGAAUUAUUUGGAACUUGUUGCAGAAUCCAUUCAAGACUGGAUCACAAAAGAAGAAGCAAAAUAUCAAGAAAGUAAAAUGACUGAAGAGAUCAGUAAGAACAAAUUUGGUCAGGAAAUGAAAAUGUACAGUGCCAGAACUUCUGCUAGCAAACUUUACUCUAUUAAAAAAUCUAAAAGUAAAGGAAUGAGCAAAACAGAGCUAUCAGAACAAGAAAAAGAAAAAGAGAAGGAUAAGAUUUCUUUUGUUUUAGAAGGUUCUCUCAAGGCAUGGAAAGAAGAACAAGAACGAUUAGCGGAAGAGGAACGUUUAAAGGAAGAAAAAAAAGCAGAAAAGAAAAAGGAAGUUGGUAAGAAGAAAGGCAAAGAAAAGUUAGAAAAAGAAGAGGCCAAGAAUGUGAGGAAAAAAUCUUAUAACAAGGAUAAAAGUAGAGAUGAGCCCAUGAAGAUCCCAGAAUUUGAAGAGCUGCCUGAUAUCCCACAAGCUGAGGUCACCUUCCCGUUUCAUGGUUACAAUAUGGGAGACACACCUAUCCAAAUCUCCGGGACAAAAUAUUAUCUAUAUCCUUCAGAUGGAGGACAGAUUGAAGUAGAAAAGACAACAUUUGUCAAAGGUUCAACUUUUGUCAAAGUUAAGGUGAACAAGGACAAGCACAGUUUUGUAGUUCAUUUAAGAGACCCCAAGAAAAUUGUGAAAGAGGAAACACAAGAUGAUGAUAAUGAUGAUGGUGGUGAUAUUUCCCAAGAAGAGAAAGAAGAACAAAGUCUUGAAAUGGAAGAAAUUCAUGCAAAAAAUAAAAUUAUCAGCAAGUUUGGAUCUUUUUCUGCCACCUUGGAAAAUGGAAUCUGCCUCUCAAUAAGUUACUAUGGAUCAAGUGGACUAGCUCCAGAGGUUAAAGAUCCUAAUUUGGAAGCAAUGCUGGAUAUCCCGUCAGCACUUACUCCAACAGUCAUUCCUGCCAUAGUAGUAGCUCCCCAAGUCAAAGGGAGAGUGAAAAAAGGGAAAGAAAAACCCAAAGAAUCUCUUAAAGAAGAGGAGUCACCAAAAGAAGAGGAGAAAAAGGAAGAACCAGAACCAGAACUUGUUAUUGAAGAGAUUCCCUUUGCUCCCACUUUCCAAAAUCUUAAUGUCUCUUGCCCCAAUGGACUUCUCGUUACCUUCCUUGGGCAAGAGUAUUCAGAUCAAUUUCUUAUGGAUGAGGACCUUAUUUGUGACAUCAGGGUCCGACAGAGCUACCCCCAGAAAGUGAGGCACUCUGAGUUCUACAAGGAGAGGCCACUGAUGGAGCAGGAGGCCUCGAGGGUCAUCACCAGCCAAGGCACUGUUGUCAAAUACAUGUUGGAUGGAUCCACAGAGAUUCUCUUUGCAAACGGUGCUGUGAGCAGUAGUCCUGAUCCAGGACCCAUUUGUCCCCCUCCUGAGGCUACAACAAGUCUUCACAACAGUGGGGACAUAAUGGACAACAUGUCUCAGCAGAAAUCAGAAAUUGCAGUUUUUGAUUCUGUUCCGAGGAAAGGAAAAAGUCACAAAAACCAGUCAAUAUUGACACAUAAGAGUGACAUUCAGGAACAUCCACCAGAAAUGUUUCAAACAGUAACACCUCUGGAGCUUCAUGUAGGAACCUGGUACACAACCACACCUGGAGGAAAUCGGAUUGCCACCAAAGGAUUAGAAAGAUUGUCAGAUUUGACACCAUAUUUAUCCUUUCAGGCCACUGACCCUACCAAUGGAAUGGUUAUGACAACUCGAGAAGAUAAAGUGAUCAUUGUUGAAAAAAAAGAUGGUACUCGCAUAGUGGAUCAUGCUGAUGGCACCAGAAUCACGACCUUUUAUCAAGUUUAUGAAGAAAAGAUUGUUUCCUCAGAUGGCCAAGAAACAAUAGGAAGUUCACGGACUCUCACCAGGCAGGUGAAGUGCAUGAAGAUCGAAAAUGAACAUUAUGCCACUAUCAUCACCAACUGUGAGGACAGCAGCUGCUGUGCCACUUUUGGGGAUGGGACAUCUGUGAUUGCAAAACCUCAGGGGACAUACCAGGUGUUACCUCCAAACACAGGCUGUCUUCUUAUUGAUAAAGAUUGUUCUGCUAUAUAUUCCCAUGAAUCAAACAGCGAUAUCUACCAUACUAUCCCCAACACUGAUGAACUGAGGUCUAGCAGAUACAUUAUGAAACAUACAUCACAAGUUAUAUGUCAGGUCCUGGAUCCCGAGGGAAACACGUUUCAGGUCAUGGCUGAUGGUAGCACAUUUACUACAUCACCUGAAAAUAAUGUGAAAAAUGACUCAAAUGUAAACUCCGAGGGCUAUGAUAGUUUAUCUGCUGUUAACCUUCAUAAGAAUCACCUGCAAAUCUAUGGUGAACACGUCCCCAGAUUUUUUGUCAUCUAUGCUGAUGGCUCAGGGAUAGAACUUCUUCGAGACAGUGACAUAGAAGAAUUCCUAUCGGUGGCUUAUGGAGAGUCAACGUCUGUAGUUCUACAAGAGCCAGUUCAGGAACAGCCAGGUACCUUGAGCAUCACUGUCCUCCGCCCUUUUCAUGAAGCAUCACAGUGGCUAAUGAAGAAAGAGCUAGAUACGAUUGUUCCUCCUAAUCUCCGAUCAAGAUCAUGGGACACAUUUCCUUCAGCUGAGAAAAAAACUCCAGGACCUCCUUUUGGCACUCGCAUUUGGAAGGGUCUUAAUAUUGGAGCCAAGAAACUCAUGAGCACGCCUGCUCCAAUACUCAAGAGCCCUAAUGUCCUGCAGAUACGGAAAUUCAUCCAGCAUGAGGUCAUAAAGGAUGAUAUGAAAACGAAGCUACAGAUUUCCCUGAAGGAUUACAUAAACCAUAUCCUAAAGAAAGAAGAUGAGCUACAGGAAAUGACAGUUAAAGAUUUCAGGACUGACGAGGAGCGAGGCAAUGCUGCAGAUCUUCUCAAGCUAGUGAUGUCUUUCCCCAAAAUGGAGGAAACUACAAAAAGUCAUGUUACUGAAGUUGCAGCCCACCUGUCCGAAUUAUUCGUGAAAUCUUUGGCUGCUAGUACAACGGACACAGAUGGUAAAUAUGAAAUGGAAAGAAAAUUGAGGUGCUUAAUAUCCGAAAAGAAAUGGCAAGAAAAGAUCAAUAAAACGAGGAAGGAAAUUGAGAAAACAAAAAAAUAUAUCGUGGAAAUUAGAAACAAAAUGACAUCACCCUACUUUACUUCUGAAUUUCAGUCCCAGUUUCGUUAUCUGGACACUCUUUCCAAAAAUUUGCCUCCUAUUCCCAAAAAAGAGAAAGACACAAGAAAGUCAUGUCCUCAAGAUGUACCUGAUAUAUAUCCAGGUCAUGGUACAUAUAAAUAUCCAAGCAGGAGAUCAUCAAAUAUUUCUGCUUCUCGAAAAUCGGUGAGUUUUAUGGAUAUCAAGGAGACCACGAUCCAGGACCACUGUGACAAUGUUUCAAUAUCUACUGAAGACUCAGAAUCUUUCGAGCCUGUCAAAAUCCCAACCCAGUCGCUGCUGGCAGAUGUCACAGGCGAAGUCCGGAAAGAGAGAGUGAAGUUGCCUCUCUACCUGGAGAGUUCCAAACCCAAGUCUCAACCUCUUGCAAAGGUAGAAGAUUCUGUUGGAGGAAGAAUAAAAACAUCCUCUGUCAUCUUGGCUACUGCUAAAAACACGAGUGCUCCCAUGUUUGGAUUCCACCUUCUCCCAUCAUCAGUGAAGCUGGGGGAAAUCGAAGAAGGAUACACUUAUGUGACCAUUGUUAAGCUCAAGAAUGUUGGCGUCGACUUCUGCAGGUUUAAGGUGAAACAGCCCCCACCCAGUACUGGACUGAGAGUGACUUACAAACCUGGACCUGUGGCAGCUGGCUUGCAGACGGAACUGAAGGUGGAACUAUUUGCCAUGGCUGUUGGAGAGGAAGUUGUCAAUGGAGCCUUACACCUCUCUUACAAUAUUGAGAUCACGACAGAGCAUGACGUCUUGCUUCUGCCUGUGGAAGCCACAAUUUUACCAAGCAGCAACUAUGCUCGGAGAGCAAACAGGAGUUUUCCCCAGGGAAGACACAAACCCGUGGCCACAAGGACUACUAAAAUUGCUCCUCCCUCACUUGGAGUCAUCAUGUCUCGCAGGAUUUCUCAUUAG